CGUUUAUGUGGAGCAGCGAAAUUGUAGCAGAGUGAGACCUCUCUUCUCCUCAACACAGCAGUUAGCUUUCGGUUACGACACUCAACUGCGUUUGGUUCACGCUCGCUUCACUUUUAGUCACUUCUGCAAGAGAAACCGAUAUGUUUGCCGUCAGGAACGCUCUCCGCCGCGGCUCCAGACUCUCAAUCUCCGCAGUGGCGAGGAGAGGAUGCGCUGGAGGAGCUGGCGUCCCCGUGGACGACGUGGUGAACGGACUCACCGACGACCAGAUACAGCUCAGACAUACGGUUCAAAGGUUCUUCGCAGAAAAGCUCGCACCGUAUGCCGAUGACAUCGACAAGACCAAUGAAUUUCCAGGAAUGCGGAAUUUUUGGAAAGAGUUGGGGGACAUGGGGCUCCUCGGGAUCACUGCUCCAGUGGAAUAUGGCGGCACAGGAUUGGGAUACUUGGAUCACGUCAUUGUGAUGGAGGAAAUGUCCCGAGUGUCGGCAGCCAUCGCUCUCAGUUACGGUGCCCACUCUAAUCUUUGUGUCAACCAGAUGGUGCGCCACGCCAGUGAGAAGCAGAAGGAGAAGUACAUGUCAAAGUUAAUGACGGGAGAGCACGUCGGCGCUCUGGCCAUGAGUGAACCCAACGCUGGCUCAGAUGUUGUAUCCAUGAAACUCAAAGCCAAGAAGAAAGGCGAUUACUACGUUCUUAACGGCAACAAGUUCUGGAUCACAAAUGGGCCGGAUGCGGACGUCCUCAUCGUGUAUGCUAAAACGGAUCCGGAUGCACAUCAAAGAGGCAUCACGGCUUUCAUAGUAGAAAAGGGAAUGCCAGGAUUCUCUACGGCACAGAAGCUUGACAAACUCGGCAUGAGAGGAUCCAACACCUGCGAGUUGGUCUUUGAAGACUGUAAAAUCCCAGAGGAAAACGUUCUUGGUCCACUGAACAAAGGCGUUUAUGUGAUGAUGAGUGGAUUAGAUCUGGAGAGGCUGGUGCUCUCAUCUGGACCUAUUGGCAUCAUGCAGGCAGUUCUGGACUUUGCUAUUCCCUACCUUCACGUCAGAGAAGCUUUUGGACAGAAGAUCGGUCACUUUCAGCUGAUGCAGGGCAAGAUGGCCGACAUGUACACCAGACUGAGCUCCUGUCGCCAGUAUGCGUACAACGUUGCCCGGGCUUGUGACAAAGGACAUUUCAGUGCAAAGGAUUGUGCCGGAGUCAUCUUAUAUUGUGCUGAGAACGCCACUCAGGUUGCUUUGGAUGGUAUUCAGUGUUUGGGCGGGAACGGUUACAUUAACGACUACCCCAUGGGGCGGUUUCUGCGGGACGCGAAGCUGUACGAAAUCGGCGCGGGCACGAGCGAGAUCCGCCGGCUCAUCAUCGGACGGUCGUUCAACGCCAUGUUCAAAUGAGCCGAGCAGAAAAGAGGCGAUCGCUGAGCGAUAUUUGAGUGUCUAUCACCGUGGCUGUUACUCGCACUCUGGAUUAUACUGGAUGAUGAUGAUGAUGAUGAGUUGGCUUGACCUGGGAUUAUGAUUCAGAGUUGAAAUCACAGAGUUGACAGCGAUGUUACUGCAACAGACUAAACUGAAUGAAAUUGUCUUUGACUGUGUGAAGUGGUCUUUAUGUCAUUACAGAUUUUCCUGUUUUGUGAUGAGAAUUAAUUUGUAAGACUUAAACCGUG
This is a messenger RNA of Solea solea (common sole), 1669 nucleotides long. It is a transcript of the gene ivd, whose product is annotated as isovaleryl-CoA dehydrogenase. Gene Ontology annotation, biological process: L-leucine catabolic process. Bases 141 to 1397 code for a protein of 418 amino acids. The record is from RefSeq and is a predicted model, not a curated record. The transcript is spliced from 12 exons. NCBI's taxonomy places the organism in Eukaryota, Metazoa, Chordata, Actinopteri, Pleuronectiformes, Soleidae. Gene Ontology annotation, cellular component: mitochondrion. Gene Ontology annotation, molecular function: flavin adenine dinucleotide binding; 3-methylbutanoyl-CoA dehydrogenase activity.